CAUGGCAGCAAACACAGAAAAUACUAAUGAAAAUACCAGAGGGAAUUUGUACUUUGUGUUAAAGGAGGUUGGCCACACCAAAUCAACACGGGCCUUGAAAGUACGGGUUGUAAGGGUUUUUGAGAUGCCUCCACAAUCAAAAGGUGAUCAACGAAUGACAGUUGUUUUUCAUGAUGAGGAGGGCGACAAAAUACAUGCAGUGAUUAAGAGGCCGUUCAUGCCCCUUUACAAAUCUAGACUGGUGGAGAACAUAUGCUACAGGAUCAAGAAUUUCUUAGUACUGGACAACUACUACACUUAUAAAACCGGCCACUCCCCACCCUUAUAUUUUGGAAUCCUAUAUACCUAAAUGGAGAAUCCUCUCCCAAUAAUGUUUUCCCUCCCAUUUUUACAUUAAAUACAUUUAUAAGUUACAAAAUCAAUUUAUGUAUCAUAAAUACAUCCAUAAAUUACUUUAAAAAAAAAUACAUCCA
Messenger RNA from Cuscuta europaea, 473 nucleotides. The record is from the annotation of a GenBank genome assembly. Lineage: Eukaryota; Viridiplantae; Streptophyta; Magnoliopsida; Solanales; Convolvulaceae.